UUCUCCACGAAGAGACAAGCAAAUUGGUACGGCGGUGCCUUGAGAGAUAUGGUACUUGGCAUGUGAAAUCUAGAGAUAUGGUGCUCUGCUAAGCACUCACGAGUUUCCUACGACUAGAAUUAGGGCAAGACGAAUAGAUUCCUCGUUUGCGUCUAGGGAUCUCGAUUAUCCUUGAGCAACGAUUUUACCUGGGAGCAUGCUUAUGGCGAAUAGGAUUUUUUAGUGAUUAAUGGGAACGAAACUUGGUUUGGCUCUCGUUGAUAAAUUGUUUUGAUUGGGAAACCUCUCUGCUACGGUUGGGGUUGUUAUACUCUGCAGAUUCUUGGGUUUUGCAAUGGGGAAGCAUAGUGGAAAGAAAAAGAAACAGCUAGGAGAAACGUCAUCUGAUACUAGUCCAAAGCAAAACAAAAUUGGGGAGAGCAGUUCAAAAGGCUAUGAUAAGGAUACAGCCAUUUUUAUUUCAAUGUCUCAAGAAUUGAAGGAGGAGGGGAACAAGUUGUUUCAGAAGAGGGACCAUGAAGGAGCUAUGUUGAAAUAUGAAAAAGCUCUCAAAUUGCUUCCGAGAAAUCAUAUAGACGUUUCCUAUCUUCGUAGUAACAUGGCUGCUUGCUAUAUGCAGAUGGGACUGAGUGAGUACCCUAGGGCAAUCCAUGAGUGCAACUUGGCACUUGAAGUUACGCCUAGGUACAGUAAGGCACUGUUGAAGAGGGCAAGGUGUUAUGAGGCCUUGAACAGGCUGGAUUUGGCUCUGAGAGAUGUUAGUACUGUGUUGAACGUAGAGCCAAAUAAUCUCAUGGCAUUUGAGAUUGCAGAAAGGGUUAAGCAGGCACUUGAGAAGAGAGGAUUAAAGGUAAAUGAUACCGUAAUUGAGUUGCCUCCAGAUUAUGUUGAACCUUCAUUUGCCUUGCCAGAGCCAAAAGUAGCUAAAGCAAAGAUGCGGAAGAAGAAGAGCAACAAAGUAGAGGAGAAGAAGGCUAAGGUUGUGAGUGAAAAGAAGGUGGCUGAGGAAAAGGUUGAGGAGAAGAAGGCUGAAGUUAAGGUGGUUGUAGAGGAGAAAAUUCGUAGUGUAAAGGAAGAAGUGCCUACGAAAACUGUGAAAUUAGUGUUUGGGGAGGACAUAAGGUGGGCUCAGUUGCCAGUUAAUUGUAGCCUUCUGCAACUGAGGGAGGUUGUCCAUGAUCGGUUUCCAAGCUCGAGAGCAGUUCUUAUCAAAUACAGGGACCAAGAAGGUGAUUUGAUUACAAUUACUAGUAAUGAAGAACUGCAGUGGGCUGAAACAUCAGCAGAAUCACAGGGUUUUUUCAGGCUGUACUUGGUAGACGUUAACCCUGAGCAAGACCCAUUCUUUGAGAGACUGCAUGAGGAGGUGCAGAAGCCUAGCAUAACACAUAGUAAUAUAGCUGAAAAUGGUGACGCGGUGAAAAGCAAGGAAUUAAAGGUGUCAUCUUGCAUUGAAGACUGGAUAAUCCAAUUUGCACAGCUGUUCAAGAACCAUGUUGGAUUUGAAUCUGACACAUACUUGGAUCUUCACGUAGUUGGGCUGAAGCUCUAUUCUGAGGCCAUGGAGGAGGCAGUUACAAGUGAAGAAGCACAACACCUUUUCGACAUGGCAGGAGCAAGGUUCCAAGAGAUGGCGGCUUUAGCAUUGUUCAACUGGGGAAAUGUACACAUGUCAAGGGCAAGGAAGAGGGUGCAUGUCACAGAAGAUGCUUCAAAAGAACAUAUACUUGCACAGAUCAAAGCUGCAUAUGAUUGGGCACAAAAAGAAUAUAUAAAAGCAGGAAAGAGAUAUGAAGAAGCACUGAAAAUCAAACCAGAUUUCUAUGAAGGCUUUCUAGCUCUUGGGCAGCAGCAGUUUGAGCUGGCAAAACUUCAUUGGUAUUAUGCAAUUAGUUGCAAUGUUGAUCUGGAAACAUGCCCUUCUACAGAAAUUCUACAGCUGUAUAACAAUGCUGAGGACAACAUGGAGAAAGGUAUACAGAUCUGGGAAGAAUUGGAAGAGCGACGCCAAAGUGAACUUUCAGAGCCUAAGGGUGCAAAAACUCAGUUCCAGAAAAUGGGGUUGGAUGGAUUACUUAAAGAUAUAUCACCACAGGAAGCUGUGGAGCAGGCUGCAAAUAUAAGGUCUCAGAUAAAUGUCUUAUGGGGCACCAUGCUCUACGAGCGAUCAAUUGUGGAAUUCAAAUUAGGACUGCCAGUAUGGCAUGAGUGUUUGGAAGUUGCUAUGGAGAAGUUUGAGCUUGCUGGAGCUUCUCCAAUAGAUGUAGCUGUCAUGGUGAAGAACCACUGUUCAAAUGAUAAUGCACUAGAAGGUCUAGGGUUCAAAAUUGAUGAGAUAGUGCAGGCAUGGAAUGAGAUGUACGAAGCUAAACAGUGGCAGAAUGAAAUUCCUUCAUUUCGGCUGGAACCAUUAUUCCGACGGCGAGUUUCAAAAAUUUAUCAUGCCUUAGUGCAUGCAUGAGUUUCAUUUGUUCAAUAGGAGCUUCAACUGCUCCUUUGCCUGGAAUAUAUAGAAUAUCAUACUGAGGCUCCUUGCUGCUUUAACAUUCAGCUUCAACCUUGUAUUUUUCAGAAACAAAAAAAGGGUCACUUCUAGCUGUAGGAUUGUACCGUAUGUAAUUGUUCUAAGAAUACGAGUUUCAACAUCAUUGCAUGGUGGGGACAAGAUGGAGACGCAGGGAUUUGCAUUUUAGUUAGUUUCUGCCUUCACCAUCAAUAUUGCUCCCCCGUUUACAGUAGUUUCUCACACAGUAAAUUGUUUGUAUCUGUUAUUUAAGCAGCUGCAAUAAUACCUGAUUGGGUGGGUUUGCCCCAUGACUUUGUAAUUUAUAGCCUUUUCGGUUUCAGUUCCUAGUUUGUAAUUUUUGGGGAGAACUUUUGGAUUUUCUUGAAUUGAUUUGAAUGGAGUUUGUUCCUUAUUACCAAA
This is a messenger RNA of Juglans microcarpa x Juglans regia, 2926 nucleotides long. RefSeq names its product protein PHOX1-like. Gene Ontology annotation, molecular function: protein binding. The record is from RefSeq and is a predicted model, not a curated record. The transcript is spliced from 5 exons. NCBI's taxonomy places the organism in Eukaryota, Viridiplantae, Streptophyta, Magnoliopsida, Fagales, Juglandaceae. Bases 335 to 2461 code for a protein of 708 amino acids.